Molecule: messenger RNA, 1797 nt
Organism: Lactuca saligna
Lineage: Eukaryota; Viridiplantae; Streptophyta; Magnoliopsida; Asterales; Asteraceae
Source: the annotation of a GenBank genome assembly
AUGGCGGCUUCGAUUAAUGUCGAUGGUGCAGAAGAGAACAGGGGAAAUGCGAAGAAAAUGGAAGAUUCGCUGAGAGAAAAAAUUGGUCUCUCAUUUGACAAAAAAUCUCAUUUUCUACUGAUAUCUCCCAGAAAUCAACUCUAUUUGGAAUUGAAGUGCUGCCUACAGGAGUACUUGAUGGAGUCGGCUUUGACAGAGUCCAGGAAAGAGUCUGAAUAUGAAGAGACGAAAACAAAGGGAAAGGUCGGGGGGUUUGACUUGCUUCCAGAUGACUUACUGUUAGAUAUCCUUAAAAGACUUCCUGAUAAUGUCCUUCGCUAUCAUUCUAAGAAAGUCUGCACACAAUGGUUUGAUAUAAUUACCAACAACAUAUUGCUAGAUCAUGCUUCUUUCAUCAUCCAAAGGCCAAUAGGAUGUUAUCCAUCACGCCAUGUUGAAAUAAGGGUAGAAGGAGAAGGUAUAGAAGUGAAAGAGCAUAGUCUUGACAUGCACUCCAUAGGCCCUAUAAAGUCUUGGUGUGAUGAGUUUAUUCUGAUAGUUGGUCCCUAUGGAGAAAAAUCUAUCAUCGCUUUCAAUAUAGUCAACAAGGUAGGAUCCAUACUUCCACCGUGUCAUGCACCUUGUAGAGGGCACUCUGAAAACAAAUGUGCAGUGGUACUAACCUUUGAUGCAAUCAAGGGAAUAUACAAAGUCUUGCACGUGUAUAUGGGCCCACCAAUACAAUGCCAUGUACUUGUCUUGGGCAAAGAUGUUGUCUCUGGCCUUUCUUCCUCAUAUUGGAAAAGGAUGGAGCUCCCUCCUAAAAUGGAGAUUUGGCAGGACUAUAAGGGAGAGCCGGUUUGUGUCCAAGCAAGGUACUUACAUUGGGAACUUUCUUCUGACUACAUGGUGUCCAUGGACACGGUGAAAGAGAAAACAGUGUUAAUGAGUGUACCUCAAUCCCAUCAUGGCACAGCUGGCAACCAUUAUACACUUUUUGAGAUGGGGGGUUUCCUUUGCCUUAUAACUCGAGUUUCAUGGGCAAAAGCUGCAAAAACUGACAUUUGGAGGCUGACAGACUUUGACAAGAUGAUAUGGCAAAAGUUUCAAUCGAUUACAAUUCCAAGGUGGUACCUUGAUAAAGGAUACACAGCUGCUAGUCUAUACCCUAUCUGUGGGGUUGUAGGAAACAGAUUUGUCAUCUUCAAGUCUUCUAGCAUCCUGCCGACCCAUCGUCGCCGGUCAAUCGCCGCCGGUCCAUCGCCGCUCCACACCCUCCCAUUGGCGCAACUCUAUUCUCCACUUGAAGUCAAACAGGUACUCCAUACUCGCAUGAUUAGAUUAGUCAAUCGAUUGAGUGACUCAACUUCGUUUUCUAGGUCGGCGGUCCAUCGUCGUCGGUCCAUCGUCCUCCACACCCUCCCAUUGACGCACAUCUGUUCUCCACUCGAAGUCAAACAGGUGAAUGGUUUGUGGAAAACGAAAACCCAGAACAUGACAAGCUUAUGCAAAGUAGCAAAGGAGUUGAAAGAUAAGUUUGCAUCUUUCCAGAUCUGUCAUGUUGAAAGGGAGUUCAACAUUGAAGCUGAUCGAUGCUCAAGCGAACCUGGGAGUACAUCUCCAGCACCUAAAGGAGGAUAUGAGGUUGAGUUAUUUGGCACAAGAGCUAAUAUCAACGGAUCGAUUAGCCCUAAAUCACGGUGUGCAAUGGGAAAUUGCUUUAGUAUGCAAAAAGACCACGAAACUGCUCUCAAGAACUUUCAACGUGCAGUACAACUGAAUUCAAGAAUUGCAUAUACGUACCAGAAGGUUCACUGA